AUGGCCGGUGGUGAAGGGCUGCGCUCGCUCAUCGUCAGCGGUAUACGCCGUCUAACAGGUCGUGCAGGCAAGAAAAGAGAGAGAAUAGCAAUCUUAGGAUCUGGAUGGGCGGGUUACGCCUUUGCAAGAACACUUGACCCUGCGAAAUAUGAAAGAAUCAUAAUCUCGCCUCGUUCCUAUUUCGUCUUCACACCCCUCCUGGCCUCAACAUCCGUCGGCACGCUCGAGUUCAGGACAACCCUGGAGUCGGUCCGCAGGCUGGGAGAUGUUGAGUUCCACCAGGGAUGGGCGGACGACAUAGACUUCUCGCGCAAGGUCAUCCAUGUGGAAGAGAACCAGGCAGAUGACCUUUCCAGCCAGACCGUCUUGCCGCCUCCCAAGAAAGACCCCAAGAGCAAUGAGAUUCAGGUCGAACCGCCCCAGAUACCAAAGGGCCCUGUAAUGGAUGUCGGAUAUGACAAGCUCGUCAUCGCUGUUGGCGCAUACAGCCAGACCUUUGGCAUCGAGGGUUGUUCAAGUCCGACCAUCUCCGAAGAGAACCGUCGUAAACUGCUUCACUUCGCUGUUGUGGGCGGCGGGCCCACUGGUAUAGAAUUUGCAGCCGAGCUUCACGAUCUCAUCCACGACGACCUCUCCAAGAUUUACCCCGACCUGAUGCAAUAUGUGAAAAUCACCGUCUACGACAUCGCACCCAAGAUCCUGCCCAUGUUCGACCAGGCACUCGCCUCCUACGCAAUGGGGACCAUCCAGAAGCAGAACAUCGAGAUCAAGACCGCACAUAGCAUCCAGCGCGUGCGGCCCGACACGGACAGCACCGGCGGGCUCAAGAUCAAGAUCAAGGAGUGCGGCGACGAGGAGGUCGGCGCCGGAAUCGUGGUGUGGAGCACGGGGCUGAUGCAGAACCCGCUCAUCGAGAAGCUAAUGGGCAAGAGCCUGUCAGCUCCGCUCCCCGUCGAGGGCCAGGAGGCGCCGCGGACAACACCCCCGCCCGCCCCCGCCGCCGGGGACGCGCCGGGCGCCGGGGCGGCCGCGGGCCUGCAGACGCAAGUGCUCAACGACGUCUUCGUCAUCGGCGACUGCGCCGUCAUCGCGGACCGGCCGACGCUGCCCAAGACGGCCCAGGUGGCGUCGCAGGAGGCGUCAUACCUGGCCAAGGCGCUGAACAAGGGGCCGCUUGAGGAACAGAAGCCGUUCAAGUUCCGCAACCUCGGGACGAUGACGUAUCUGGGCAACUGGAAGGCGCUCUUCCAGGGGAGCUCCGGGGACCUGACCGGGUUUAUGGCCUGGGUCUUGUGGCGAGGAGCGUACCUCACAAAGUCUAUGAGCUGGAAGAACAAGCUACUAAUUCCUAUUUAUUGGUUUGUGUCGUGGGUCUUCGGCCGGGACAUCUCUCGAUUCUGA
Diaporthe citri is the source of this 1401-nucleotide messenger RNA. RefSeq lists its product as uncharacterized. The transcript has 8 exons. Bases 1 to 1401 code for a protein of 466 amino acids. Lineage: Eukaryota; Fungi; Ascomycota; Sordariomycetes; Diaporthales; Diaporthaceae. Gene Ontology annotation, molecular function: NADH dehydrogenase activity. The record is from RefSeq and is a predicted model, not a curated record.